AUGACACUUGCCUCUAUGCACCAAGAAUUUUGGCCUGUAAACGGCAAACUAGUCGCCAACUCUGUGUUCCGUAAGUGUUUGCAAUGCUUUCGUCAAAACCCUACCCCUAUCGUUCAACCCGUUGGCCAAUUACCGAAGCAACGCACCGCACCAAAUAGAGCUUUCGCUGUGACCGGAGUGGAUUUUUGUGGCCCUGUCUACUUGAAGCCUGUACACCGACGAGCUGCGGCACGAAAAGCCUUCAUUGCGGGUUGUGUAUACUUUGCAUCAAAGGCCGUACACCUGGAGCUGGUAUGCGAUUUGUCAACAGAAGCCUUUAUCGCCGCACUACGCCGCUUCAUCGCCCGGCGCGGCAUGCCAACGGAAAUACACUCCGACAAUGGUACAAAUUUUAGAGGAGCAAAUAACACCCUGGUUGAACUGCAUCGUCUUUUGGAGAACAAGCGCACGAGAGAAGCAAUCAACAACGAAUGCAGCCUGAAGCGAAUUCAAUGGUAUUUCAUACCACCGCGAGCACCUUCAUUCGGCGGAUUGUGGGAGGCGGCCGUCAAAACAGCUAAAACGUCUUUGGUGAAAACACUCGGAAGCACUCAACUGUCCUAUGAAGAUUUUGCGACCAUCCUGACCCAAAUCGAAGCCAACAUGAAUAGUCGCCCGCUGACAUCAUUGUCAGGUGAUCCUGGGGAGCUAGACGUUCUCACACCUGGCCAUUUCCUAGUCGGUACGUCGCUACAAAGUCUGCCGGAGCCAGACUACACCAGUAUCCCUAGCAACCGAUUGCAACAUUACCACGAACUGCAGAAGCUGGUCCAACAACACUGGGAUCGAUGGCGUAAGGAGUACCUCUACGAGCAGAACCAUCAAAGGAAGAAGGCUGGAUCAGCGACGAACAUUCAAGUUGGGCAAAUUGUGUUGGUACAAGAUGAAGGAAAACCGUCUAUAUCAUGGCCGCUGGCACGAAUUGUGCAAAUUCACCCUGGAGAUGAUGGCGUAGUUCGCGUUGCGACACUACGAACUUUGAGUGGAACCUACAAACGUUCAAUCUCGCGUAUCUACCCAUUACCAUGCGACCAACAACACAACACCGAUGAGAUCUCGACACCUGCCAGCUAA
This is a messenger RNA of Armigeres subalbatus, 1113 nucleotides long. RefSeq lists its product as uncharacterized. The record is from RefSeq and is a predicted model, not a curated record. Lineage: Eukaryota; Metazoa; Arthropoda; Insecta; Diptera; Culicidae. Bases 1 to 1113 code for a protein of 370 amino acids. Gene Ontology annotation, molecular function: nucleic acid binding. Gene Ontology annotation, biological process: DNA integration. The transcript has a single exon.